GGCAGGGCGGAGUGUGCCGCGCUGCUGCUGUUCUAUUGUGAGCUGGGAGCCCGGGCGGAGUAGGAGGGUCUGUGCCGGGGAGACCUUCAUUAACCCCCCCUCCCCCACCCGUGUCCGGCCCGGGCCCUGCUCCUGCUGAAGCCGCCCUGGGGCUGCCCCGCUCUGUGUCUGCCCCGCGGCGGAGCUGCGGCUUCCAGGUGUCUGACUGAGAUCAGGGCUCUUAUUGUACUGAGCGUGGCCCUGUUCUGCCGGGCGCUGCAGAGACUCCAACUGAGAUCUAGGCCCUGUUCUGCCAGGCGCUGAAGAGACCCCAGGCUACAGAAUAACAUCCACGUUUGCUCCAGAUCAUCCCAUCCUCCCAGGGGGAAAGAAAUGGCUGUGAUGGAGCUGGCUCAGCAGUUCUCAGGGGAUGGAGGAAGAGGCAAUGAGCAGUUCUCAGGGCACAGAGGAAGAGGCCAUAAGCCAGGGCCUGUUUAUGUAGCUGGGAAAGGAAGGGAGGGGCUGGUGACCUUUGAGGAGGUGGCUGUGUAUUUCACCAGGGAAGAGUGGGCUCUGCUGGAUCCCACUCAGAGAGCCCUCUACAGGGACGUCAUGCAGGAGAACUAUGAGACGGUGGUCUUACUGGGGUUUCCAAUUUCCAAACCUGAUGUGAUCUUGCAGCUGGAACGAGGGGAAGAGCCUUGGGUCCCAGACCUCCAUAGCUCUGAGAAAAAAGUGCUCCCAGGAGCUGCCUGCACAGGGAGUGACCUGUGUCUGGAUUCUCUCUGUUUCCCAUCAAGUGAUAGGAUGGUGAGUGAUAAUGAGGAGGAGAAACCCCGUCAGGAAGAUGCUGAGCAAGUAGAACCACGUGGAACAUUAUCAGGAGGAUUCAAAGGGAAUGUUUCCAGGAGUUGUGCACUCCCAGAAAAAGCAAAACCCAGUGAGACUCAGGAGAGGGUAGAGGAAAACUUCAGUAGCCUCUCAGACCUUAUUACAAAUGAGAGAAUCAGUGUGGAAGAGACACGCUACACAUGCCAGGAGUGCGGAAAAAGGUUCAAGAGGAGCUCUGCUUUUAUCACACAUCAGGCAAUCCACAGAGGAGAGACGCCCUACGCAUGCUCUGAGUGUGGGAAAAACUUCAGUUGGCGUUCAAACCUUAUCAGACAUCAGAGAAUCCACACAGGCGAGACGGCCUACACAUGCUCUGAGUGCGGGAACAGCUUCAGUUGGAGCUCAGACCUUGUUAGACAUCAGAGAAUCCACACAGGAGAGAAAUCCUACUUUUGCUCGGAGUGUGGGAAAAACUUCAGUUGGCGCUCAAACCUUAUCAGACAUCAGAGAAUCCACGCUGGAGAGACACCCUACAUGUGCUCUGAGUGCGGGAAAAGCUUCUGUGAGCGAUCAGAUCUUAUCACACAUUGUAAAAUCCACACAGGAGAGACAUCUUACACAUGCUCUGAGUGUGGGAAAAACUUCAGUCGGCCCUCAAACCUUCUCAUACAUCGUAGAAUCCACACAGGAGAGACGCCAUACACAUGCUCCGAAUGUGGAAAAAACUUCAGUCAGCACUCAAACGUUAACACACAUCAGAGAAUCCACACUGGAGAGAUGCCCUACACAUGCUCCAAAUGUGGUAAAAACUUCAGUCAGCGAUCAAAUCUUAUCACACAUGAGAGAAUCCACACAGGAGAAAAGCCCUACACAUGCUCCAAGUGUGGGAAAAGCUUCAAUGACCGCCCACACGUUAUUAGACAUCACAAAAUCCACAUGAGAGAGAACUGUAAUAAAUCCCUUGAUUAGGGCUGGCCAAAGAUUUUUUUUUUAAAAUCACAUUUGCUAAUUCCCACAUACUGAUUUUUGCACCAUCUUCCCCAUGGCGCCUCAGCUCCACCAGAUCAGUUUCCUGCUUCUGCCUUUUGCAGUUCACCUUUGUUUGGGGUCAGUCCUGUGAUCUUUUCUAUCAACUCCUUUCCUUUUGAGUCUAUCGCAACCCUAAAGUGCACGCUUAAACACGGUCUCUUUAUGGCCAAUUGUCGGUCCACAGCCAUUUUGUUUUAGUAAAAGGACAAGGUGGUCUCCUUUUUGGGUCAGAUUCUUGUUCCUUAAAGGACAAGAAAGCCCCAAGGUGUCGUGUGCAUAACCCUAGUGUGCUGGGUGCACCCUGUGAGCCGUUUACAGACAUGUAAGCAUGUCUCAAACAAAGAAGGAGCGUGCUUGCCAAGUACAGCCUCUGCUAACGUAGGAGGCUCCUGCUCGGAACCUGGAAGGUGAAGGAGCUAGGGGGCCAAUCCGGUAUCAACAUACAUAAAAAGGAACCAAUCUGAGAUUGACACGAGUAAAAGUCCCCAGACAAAACUAUGUCUCACACCAGAAUCGGGAGGAGUUCACGUGUGUCAGCUGAAAGCUCUGAUCACCCUUUCAGCCAGGGAAUUUCCUCUGGAUUUCGCCAGUUCAGGUCAUGUCGUGUUAAAUAAGACCACCUCCCCUAAUUCACUAUGCAAUCAGUGUUUAUGCUGCUGGUCAGCUGUAUCUGGAGUAUGGUAUGUAUUUUGUAAUUUUUGCAAACAUUUCUGCUCUUGCCUAAUUUCUCCCCCUUCUCUACCCCCGUUUUCUGUUGCCUGCAUUUACUUUAUUCUGUGUAUAAGAAAAGCGGUUCUUGUUUUUUUUCUCUUUCAUAGCUUAUCUUUGGCCUUGCUCCUUCCUUUUAUGUGAAGCAGUAUAGAUAAGAGUUAACACUUUGCUCUCCCUAGCCAAAGUGUAAUCUAUUCCUGUUGUUAAAAUAAACACAGCCAUUUGGCUUUAAACCAA
Gopherus flavomarginatus (Mexican gopher tortoise) is the source of this 2787-nucleotide messenger RNA. RefSeq names its product zinc finger protein OZF-like. The transcript has 7 exons. NCBI's taxonomy places the organism in Eukaryota, Metazoa, Chordata, Testudines, Testudinidae. Gene Ontology annotation, biological process: negative regulation of transcription by RNA polymerase II. The coding region runs from base 373 to 1779 and encodes 468 amino acids. Gene Ontology annotation, molecular function: DNA-binding transcription repressor activity, RNA polymerase II-specific. The record is from RefSeq and is a predicted model, not a curated record.